Molecule: messenger RNA, 4444 nt
Organism: Ornithorhynchus anatinus (platypus)
Lineage: Eukaryota; Metazoa; Chordata; Mammalia; Monotremata; Ornithorhynchidae
Gene: BRAP
Product: BRCA1 associated protein
Exons: 12
Coding region: 1-1788 (595 amino acids)
Biological process (GO): Ras protein signal transduction; protein ubiquitination
Cellular component (GO): cytoplasm
Molecular function (GO): nucleic acid binding; zinc ion binding; ubiquitin protein ligase activity
Source: RefSeq, a predicted model, not a curated record
AUGAGUGUGUCACUGGUCGUCAUCCGACUGGAGCUCGCCGACCAGUCGCCCCUCCCCCGCGACUUCGGCUUCAGCGCGGCCGCUAGGGAAAUGUCUGAUGAGGAAAUCAAAGAAAAAACUCUAGCUUCAGCUAAGGGCUAUUUAGAAGGAAAAGUACCAGUGGAGAAGGUGGCGAUUAUUCACCAACAUUUGGGCCGGCGAGAAAUGACAGAUAUGAUCAUUGAAACCAUUAAAAAUAAUCCAGAUGAGGUAAAGGCUACAAUGGAAGAAAGAAAAUCUUCAGAGGCAUCGUCCACUCCUGAGAAAACUAGAAAUGGACAUCAGAGUAAAGAGUGCCUAGAAGCUGCUCCAGAUUCUCCUUCUAAACAACUUCCGGACCAGAUAUCAUUCUUCAGUGGAAAUCCAUCUGUUGAAAUAGUUCAUGGUAUUAUGCAUCUGUACAAAACAAAUAAGAUGACCUCCCUAAAAGAAGAUGUGAGGCGCAGUGCCAUGCUGUGUAUUCUCACAGUCCCUGCUACAAUGACCAGUCAUGACCUAAUGAAGUUUGUGGCCCCAUUUAAUGAAGUAAUUGAACACAUGAAAAUCAUCAGAGACUCCACUCCAAACCAAUAUAUGGUGCUGAUAAAGUUUAGUACACAGGCUGAUGCAGAUAGUUUUUAUAUGGCAUGCAAUGGCCGGCAAUUUAACUCCAUAGAGGAAGAUGUUUGCCAGUUGGUAUAUGUGGAGAGGGCUGAAGUGCUGAAAUCUGAGGAUGGUGCCAGCCUGCCCGUGAUGGACUUGACAGAGCUCCCAAAGUGCACGGUGUGUCUGGAAAGAAUGGACGAAUCAGUGAACGGGAUCCUCACUACGUUAUGCAACCAUAGCUUUCAUAGUCAGUGUCUGCAGCGCUGGGAUGACACCACAUGUCCCGUUUGCAGAUACUGUCAAACGCCUGAGCCAGUAGAAGAAAAUAAAUGUUUUGAAUGUGGUGUUCAAGAAAACCUCUGGAUUUGCUUGAUAUGCGGCCAUAUAGGAUGUGGACGGUAUGUAAGUCGACAUGCGUACAAGCAUUUCGAGGAAACACAGCACACCUAUGCCAUGCAGCUAACCAAUCACCGAGUCUGGGAUUAUGCUGGAGAUAAUUAUGUCCAUCGGUUGGUUGCAAGUAAAACAGAUGGAAAGAUAGUGCAGUAUGAGUGUGAGGGUGAUACUUGUCAGGAAGAAAAAAUAGACGCCUUACAGUUAGAGUACUCCUAUUUACUAACAAGCCAGCUGGAAUCACAACGAAUCUACUGGGAAAACAAGAUAGUCCGGAUAGAGAAGGAUACAGCUGAGGAAAUUAACAACAUGAAGACUAAAUUUAAAGAGACCAUUGAGAAAUGUGACAAUCUGGAGCAUAGGCUGAAUGAUCUACUGAAAGAAAAGCAGUCUGUGGAAAGGAAGUGCACUCAGCUGAACACUAAAGUGGCCAAACUCUCCACCGAGCUCAAAGAGGAGCAAGAAAUGAACAAAUGCCUGCGAGCAAACCAAGUCCUUCUGCAGAACAAGCUCAAAGAGGAGGAGAAAACGCUGAAGGAAACCUGCGACCAGAAGGACCUGCAGAUCACAGAGCUCCAGGAGCAGCUGCGGGACGUCAUGUUCUAUCUAGAAACCCAGCAGAAAAUCAAUCACCUGCCAGCUGACACGCGGCAGGAGAUCCAGGAGGGACAGAUCAACAUUGCCAUGGCCUCUGCAGCAAACUCCUCCUCCUCCGCGGGAAGCUCUGGAAAGCUGCCCUCCAGGAAGGGCCGGGGCAAGAGGGGCAAGUGAGCCUAUAAUAAGCCAUGUAAUGGGGGAAGGACAAGUAGUGUUCCUGUCACCAAAGAGCUGGGGUGGAACACCGCCUGACUGUGAGGUUAGAGACUGAAAAAGAACAGCAAGAAAAGAUCAACUUGAAGCUGUUUGGGUCUUUCUUUUCCUAAAGCUGUAUACCUGUCUAGUACCUUAUUUAAUAAGUAUAGGGGUUUCUGACCGGGAAAACUAAGGGGAAUUGGCAGUACUUAAAAAGUGGGUGUUAUCGAUGGCAAUAUUUAGCUAACCUCAGAGGUGUUUGAUGACCAUUUUGCCUUUCGACUUUGUGCCGGGCCCAACUCUGCAUUUGUCAUCUAUAUUUAUUGAAUCUCUAUUUCAUACUCAAUCCCGAGUUCAGCUUUAGCUUUUUUUUGUUGUUGUUGUUGUUGUUGUUGUUGUUGUUGUGGAAAUCUUCCUAAAGGUAACGGAGGUAAAACGUAGGCACUGGACCUCAAAAGGUUACCGAUGCCAGCUGCUUUAGAUAGGGUACAGAUACAUGCACGUUUCAUGCUGUGAGAAAUUAUUGAGUAUUCUAGGAAUCACUUUGCCAAGAACGGUUCCUAUUGAACACAAAAGACUAGCCGACAUUCCUCAUAUCCCGUGUCAUCUUUACACACACACACAUAUUACAUGCAUACAUAUACACAUACAACACCCCGCCCCGCCCUGCACCCUUUACUGGCGAGACCCCUUUUACUGGAGUGAGAAAUCUUACACUGGACCUCUGCCUUAGAUAUUAUUUUUAAAAUAUCAAUCUGGUCCUAACCCACAGCUGUAACGUUAAGUUCAGAUAUUUUCCUGGCUGAGGCAAGCAUGCGGAAGAAGGAUGGAAAUUACUGUGACGCAAAAUAUUCAGCUGCGACUUCAGUACUUGAGAGGCUGCAGAAGUAUCUCUAGGGCUCUGUGCUGCCCUGUUCUUCACAAGUGGAAGCCUCCUUUUAUAAUAAUAAUUUAUAACAUUCAUCAAGCACAUAUUUGCUAAGCUCUUGGGUAGACAUAAAGCUAUCCAAUCUGAGACAAUCCUACACAGGUUUCACAGUCUUCCCAUUUUACAGACGAGGAAGGAAACAAAUCUAGAGAGGUUAGGUGGCGUGCCCAAUCGUCACCCAGCAGAUCAGUGGGAGAGCUAGGACUUGAACCCAGGUCUCUUGACAUCCAGCCCUGUGCUCUUUCCAUUAGGACACACGUAGCUAUGUAGUCUACAUUCAGAAACUUAAGGACAAAACUGGGUGGACUAAGCAACCACACUUCAGGAAUAGAAGCAUCUUAUUCAUUUUGAGGUCUUUUCCCUCAUCCUGAGCUUUUCAAAUAAAGGUUUAAUGGUGGAUGCCACACCCAGUAUGAGACACCCACUGAGCUUUUACAAAUGAGCUUGCUUGUCUGGUAAGACCCAUAGAACAGGUUAAAUAUCUAAAUUAUGAUGUAAACUUAAUAAAAUGAGGCUUCUGGACUGCCAGUGUACCUUUUUGGGGAUCAGUAUUUUUUGAACACUAUAGGAAGGUGGAGUUCGAUGUUCCGAUUGAAAUAGCCAGAAAGAUUGGAAUGAUUUGGGAGAAAUAAUCUCAAAGAUUUUUUAAAAAAAAACCGCCUCUGAAUCCGAAAAGAGGGAAUUAGAGUCACGGCCACUUCCCUUAAAAUUGUUUUUAUCCGUUUGUUGUGGGGUCAGUGUGCUGGGCCUAUUUUUUCCUGAAACCAUCAAAUUGCAAUGUGACCUAAUGUUGUCCCGUUAAGCAAAGUUCAAAGUGAGAAAAGCAUUGGUCUUUAAGCAGAUUCCAAGAUUUUGGGCAACUUGAUCCUUGCCAACCUGAUUUUUUUGUGUCAAUCAUUAAAAAUUUACAGAUUGCCAGAUGCAUUUCAGAACAUGCGAACUGCUUCUCCUUAGGUCAAAAAGUCUUCACAUCCCUCUUGUAAGGUAUCCCUUUUGUCAGUGUUUUGAGACAAGCUCCUGCUCUAAAGACCUUUACCUGUAAAUCUGUAACUGGAAUGGAAACAUCUACAUUCUCAAUCCUUUCCUGCUGUAGACCAACUCUACUUGGAUUACUAGGGAUAACUUUGAACAUUAGUGGAAACGAAAAACAUAGCCUAAUUUUCUCUCCUAUAGAAAUUCUAUUUUAUUUAAAUAUAUAUUUUUACACUAGUUAGAAACCUGCUUUUUUGGCUGAGAAGUGUAUUGCAUGCUUGACCUUGCAGAAGCUGGGAUAGAUCAUAGUGUACUGAUUAAGGGAAUUAGGCUUAGUUUUAAAAGUGCGCAGUAACCUUAGUUUUGAUCUGAUCAGAUCACCUAGCUAAACUUCUGGGAAAAGGGUGAUUUCCAGAAAGGGAAAGACCAAAUAGUAAUUUGAAAGGCUAACCUAGUGAAAUGAGCAAUUACACAAGUACUUCAAAACUUAGCUAAAGGUACAGUUUGAGGAGGAAGAGCAUUUUUACACGGCAGACUAUUGCAAAAUCUUAACCGGACUAAAAGCAGUUUAUUUGUAGCAGUUGUGGAUUGUGAUUCAUGAAAUUUACAUUUUAACAAGAUACUUUCAGAAGCAGGGACUGUUGCUGCUUUUAGCAAGAUUGAAAUGGACCAUUUAACACACCCAAACUUCUUUGGACAGUGAAAUUGCAUUAAAAUAACCAAACUUUGAUAUGA